Cryptomeria japonica (Japanese cedar) is the source of this 465-nucleotide messenger RNA. RefSeq lists its product as uncharacterized. The record is from RefSeq and is a predicted model, not a curated record. The transcript is spliced from 3 exons. The coding region runs from base 22 to 465 and encodes 147 amino acids. NCBI's taxonomy places the organism in Eukaryota, Viridiplantae, Streptophyta, Pinopsida, Cupressales, Cupressaceae.
GAUUAGUAUUGGGCUUCACCAAUGGCUUCUCGUAUGCUUCAACUGGUUUUUAUUUGUGUGCUCUGUGUGCCAUUUAUGAUUUUAGUAUCCCCAGCUGAACUGGGCAUUAUGAGCAUCCUCGAUUAUAUCAGCUACAUUAAUCCACCGGCUGUUCACAAGUACAAACAUGACAAUGGAGACAACAUACUCUGUGUCAAAUUUACCGAUCAAAUAUCUCUCCAGCGUGGUAAACAACAAUAUGGGUACGAUAAGAAGAAUUCAAUUAUAGGUUGGAGGGACGCUCAAGCAGGGGACUCAAUUAAAAGGUGUCCAGAAGGAACAGUCUCUGUCAUGGAGAUAAAGCACGACCACGUAAAAGCAGCAGGGUCUGUAAACUUAUUUUUGAGCAGAAAAAGGAUAGAAGCCUUAACUAUGGUUCACCAGGUAAAUCGAAUGAGAAAUUUAAAUAUUUUUUAUUUUGAUUAG